This is a messenger RNA of Punctularia strigosozonata HHB-11173 SS5, 1351 nucleotides long. RefSeq lists its product as uncharacterized. The coding region runs from base 119 to 1069 and encodes 316 amino acids. NCBI's taxonomy places the organism in Eukaryota, Fungi, Basidiomycota, Agaricomycetes, Corticiales, Punctulariaceae. The record is from RefSeq and is a predicted model, not a curated record. The transcript has 5 exons.
GGAGCCGCCACCAUUCUAAGCUUACUCUACGGUUAAACUACGUACUCCGUUACAUUCACCCUGCACUCCGUUCUCUUGCGACGGAGCUGCCUCCCUACCACCAGUAGAUUCGUACCACAUGGCGGGUCUCAUCAGUAGGCCGGACGGUCUCCGGGGCAAGACGAUGAGCCAGGUCCUCGGACCGUUCCUCACCGGCCAAGAACUCGCCGAUCUCGUCCCUGCAUGGGCAUUCAUCCGCGAGACGGUACGAGCCGAUUUCACGGAGGGCAAACGGUUCUCCAAGCAGAGUGCGGAAGUCAAAGCUGCGGUUAUCGAAAAGGUGACGAACGAGUACCCGAUCUUCGAGAGAUUCGAGGGCGCAUGGCCGAUUGAGCGGUAUAUCACCCACAGUGGGCUCAUGGGCGGAGGGCGCCGCCGGACUCGGGGUCGUAAGGCACAGAUAUUGCGAGGCCCUCCAACGGAGAAAAACCGUGGCAGGAAGGUGAAAAAGUCUCCAACACAACCUUCCGAAUCGCUCGAUUCUUCAAGAUCGACGCCCGAACCCAUCGACGAUUCAGCCUCCGAGGCGGAGGCUCGCCCCGGUAUAAAAAUUGGCCCACCUCGCGGGGCGAAUCGCAAGGUGAGCAUCGACCUGCCGCGUUACCGCCAACUGAUCGGUCCAACGUAUAUCUCAACCGACGCUCAGGGUUCGAGCUCUCAUUCUAGCGCUGCGAAACCAAGUUCGCCACCGCCAUCGUCGCCGUCGUCACCGAGCACGCCGACCCCCCGCGAGCGGUCCGUCACCAUCGCCCCGCACUCCAAGCACACGACCCAGCUCGGGGUCACAGACCCGGCCGUCCUCGCUUUCCUCGACACGCUCGAUUUUCCGCGAGAACAGAUCGCGCGCGCGUUCGCUCGGUACGGCAUCGACAAGGCUCGCCUCGACCGACUGUGUCUUAUGCCCGCGGAUCGGCUCGAAAAUAAAUUGCAGCGCUGCAUCGGCAAACUCGGUGUGUGCGAGUGGGACCUUGACGACCUCACGGAGGCGCUCCAGCUCCGGGGAGAAAGUCUCAAACGCGUGAAGGAGUGACUUUGGGGUUUUUUUUUCGUGCUUGGGCUGUCCCCACAUUUCCAUACCACCGUAUCGCUCCCUCGAUCUUAAUCCUUCGCUCCCCACUUCCCAUAACCGUCAAAUGUACUAUCAUCAAUCUGGCUAUCAUGGUCUCGUCGCGGGAUAUGUACAGGUGUCGCGGGAUAUGUACAGGUGUCUGUGUUUUGUCGAAUUGUUGAGUAUGUUCCUAUCGAUGUUGUGCGUUUGUUGAUAUUUCGUUGUUAUCCGGAAGUAUACUACGAUCAACCCGACGAACUUUCC